Messenger RNA from Linum tenue, 1598 nucleotides. Lineage: Eukaryota; Viridiplantae; Streptophyta; Magnoliopsida; Malpighiales; Linaceae. The record is from the annotation of a GenBank genome assembly.
CAAUUGUGUAGAUGCCCUCCAGAGCAAAAAACCCCUCUCUUCCUGGCUCCUAGUCCUAUGCGUGCGGUUGGAGUUGAGGGUUUUGGUUCAUCUCACUCCUCUCCUCUCCACUCCACCAUCGUCGGGGGCGCAUUCGAUUUCCUAGUUUGGAUACCUUCCUUCCUACUUCUCCUUCGCGCCGCUGAGUGUUUGGUGUGCUUUGCCGAAGAUUUCAGUUAGCCUGUUUCUGGAGAUGCAAGGCGUGAGGAAAUCGGCCCUUCUCUUGAGAUCUCGGAAUGGGCUGUCCUCCCUCCUGGGGCCAAACCCUGCAAAAAAGUGCUUAGCUCAUGUUGGUUUUUCAUCGUCGACCCUUGUUACUGGGAAAGCUGCAAUUUCCCGGCCGACAAUAGGGGCAAGUUUCGUUGGCAGUCUCCACCUUCUGUAAUUAUGUCUUUUUCACGAAUUUAGCGUCCGCUCAGCGUAGUGCCGCUAUUAGUUUUCAUUUUACAGUCUUUGUAAACAAGAUGAGAUGAGAGUAUAAGGAUCAAGCAGAAGUAAUGGUGCUUCUUUAUGUUUUUCUCUUAGAGAUGGUACCUACCUUGUUCAGUCAUGAGUUUAUGCUAGUUCUGUAGCUCAUUUUUGUCCUGCUCCUGGUUCUUCUUAACUGCCCUAUCCACGUUUCAUCGCAAUAGCAUGGUCCAUUACUCAAUCUUGUCAGAAUCGUAGCUGGGGUCAUGUAAAGCUAACAUUCAGCUUACUUCCAUUUUACCAACGGUUGUGCAGAUACCAAUGCCUUCUAAGUCGGGGUUUCUGAGGCAUUUCACUGCUGGUGCCGCGCAUAUUGCUCAGUUGGACUCUCGUCAAGCAAAUGGACUCCUUGUUUUUCAUGGUAGAUGGAAUUGCAGACAAUCCUCCACAGCAGGAUUUAGAAGUUCAUGCCAACUUCUGCAAAGAAAUUCAACAAACAGCAGUAGUCGAUUCUCUGCCAGAUCCUUUGCAUCAAGAAUGUCUAGGAGAGCUGAGCAGAAACAGUCCGAGACCAAAAAAGAUGUGUCCACAGUUGAGGAUCCUUUUGAUGCUCCCACCUACAAUAUCCCAGAGAAGCCUGUUACAUUUACAGAGGGCGCUUCCUACACUUUGGUAAUCCUAGUAGGCCUAGGGUUAGCAGCAGCUGCAGGUUAUGCUGUUUUCAAGGAACUGAUCUUUGAACCUAAAGAGUACAAGAUCUUUAACAUGGCUUUGAAGAGAAUUCAAGAUGAUGGUCAGGUGCGAGUGAGGAUUGGAUCUCCUAUUACGGGUUAUGGUCAGGAAAGCAGGAACAGAGCUGCUCGUCAGAGAAUUCCAAACAAGAUAUACACAGACGAAGAUGGCGUUGAGCAUGUCCUGGUAAGCUUUCAUAUCAGGGGGCCACAUGGAGCUGGCAAGGUUUCAGCUGAAAUGUUCAGGGACAAAGUUGACAAGCAGUGGAAGUAUACAUACUUGAUCGUUCAGAUCACACACCCUUCACAAUCUCAACUCAUUCUGGAGUCUUACAUACCAGCUGCUGCACCAGUUCCAGCAUAAGCUAACUGACCCAAGGUUGCAAAUCCUUGAGCCAUCAUAGUAUUACUGAUCAUGGA